GCGUCCAGCCAGCCAGCCAGGAGACCCCGGCUUCAGAGGACAGGACAGGGUACCUCACUACCCUCCAACUGGGUGAGCCUGCAGGAGCCCCUCAGGUUUCCCAAAGGGGCCUGGUGCCUCAGGAUGGAGGCGUCCCCCGAGCACAUGCAGCAGGGCCGGGAACCAGUGCUGGUCCGCAGGCAGCCCCCAGUACCCUUGGGUGUGUGUGAGACACUGAAGGCCAGGCUUCUCAGGAGCUGGGCAUGCAGCAUACAGGGUGCCUGGGGGACAGUGCAAGACCUGCUCCCUGCCACACACUGGCUGCGCCAGUACCGCCCACAGGAGGACCUGGCAGGUGAUGUCAUGUCUGGGCUGGUCAUCGGCAUCAUCCUGGUGCCACAGGCCAUCGCCUACUCGCUCUUGGCUGGGCUGGAGCCCAUCUACAGCCUGUAUACGUCCUUCUUUGCCAACCUCAUCUACUUCCUCAUGGGCACCUCGCGCCACGUCUCUGUGGGCAUCUUCAGCCUGCUCUGCCUCAUGGUGGGCCAGGUGGUGGAUCGCGAGCUCCUGCUGGCAGGCUUCGACCCUGCCCAGAACAGCCCAGGGCCUGGGGGAAACAGCACUGCUCUCAACACCUCAGCCACCGUGCCAGUGCCGGAGCUGCGUGCCUGCUACGCCAUCCGUGUUGCCACUGCCCUCACGCUGGUGGCUGGGAUCUACCAGGUCCUCAUGGGUAUCCUCCGACUGGGCUUCGUGUCCACCUAUCUCUCGCAGCCACUGCUCGACGGUUUUGCCAUGGGGGCCUCGGUGACCAUCCUGACCUCCCAGCUAAGGCACCUUCUAGGUGUGCGGGUCCCAAGACACCAGGGGCCAGGCAUGGUGGUCAGCACGUGGCUCAGUCUGCUGCGCAGCGCUGGGCAGGCCAACCCAUGCGAUGUGAUCACCAGCGCCGUGUGCCUAGCCGUGCUGCUGGCCACCAAAGAGCUCGCAGACCGCUGCCGGCACCGCCUGAAGGUGCCGCUGCCCACAGAGCUGCUGGUCGUUGUGGGGGCCACGCUUGUGUCUCACAUCGGGCGGCUCCACGAGCGCUUCGGCUCCAGCGUGGCCGGCGAUAUCCCCACCGGCUUCAUGGCCCCGCAGGCGCCGGACCCCAGGCUCAUGUGGCGUGUGGCGCUGGAUGCCAUGCCCCUGGCUCUCGUGGGCUCUGCCUUCUCCAUCUCGCUGGCAGAGAUGUUUGCCCGUAGCCACGGCUACUCUGUGCGAGCCAACCAGGAGCUGCUGGCCGUGGGCUGCUGCAACGUGCUUCCCACCUUCUUCCACUGUUUCGCCACGAGCGCUGCCCUUGCCAAGAGCCUGGUGAAGACGGCAGCCGGCUGCCGCACCCAGCUGUCCAGCGUAGUCAGCGCGGCAGUGGUGCUCCUGGUGCUCCUGGUGCUGGCGCCGCUGUUCCGAGACCUGCCGCGGAGCGUGCUGGCCUGCGUCGUCGUUGUCAGCCUGCGGGGGGCCCUGCGCAAGGUGAGGGACAUCCCGCAGCUGUGGCGGCUCAGCCCGGCCGAAGCGCUGGUGUGGGUGGGCACUGCAGCCACCUGUGUACUGGUCAGCACUGAGGCGGGGCUGCUGGCUGGCGUGGUCCUCUCACUGCUCAGCCUGGCCGGCCGCACACAACGCCCACAUGCUGCCCUGCUGGCCCGCAUCGGGGACUCAGGCAUCUAUGAGGACGCUGAGGAGUUUGAGGGCCUGGUCCUCGAGCCUGGAGUGCGGGUGUUCCGCUUCGGGGGGCCACUGUACUACGCCAACAAAGACUUUUUCCUGCAGUCGCUCUAUAGCCUCACAGGCCUGGACGUGGGGCGUGCAGCCGCCAGGACCAGGGGCUGGGGCCCAGAGGCAGGAACCAGCAAGACAGACCCUGUGGAAGACAAGGCCUCAGGCCCCGGGGGUAGCACUGCUGUGCUGGUGCCCACGGUGGCCGGCUUCCACACAGUAGUCAUCGACUGCGCCCCACUGCUGUUCCUGGAUGUGGCCGGCCUGGCCACGCUGCAGGCUCUGCGCCACGAUUACAGGGCCCUGGGCGUUGCCCUGCUCCUGGCUUGCUGCAGUCCCUCGGUAAGGGACACUCUGAGGAGGGGUGGCUUCCUCAGGGAGGACCAGGCAGAUGUGGCCGACGAGGCGCAGCUGUUCCACAGCGUGCAUGGUGCUGUGCAGGCAGCCCGAGCCCGCUACAGGGAGCUAGUGGCCACCGACUCCACCCUCUAG
Messenger RNA from Manis pentadactyla (Chinese pangolin), 2232 nucleotides. It is a transcript of the gene SLC26A1, whose product is annotated as solute carrier family 26 member 1. The coding region runs from base 124 to 2232 and encodes 702 amino acids. Gene Ontology annotation, cellular component: membrane. The transcript is spliced from 3 exons. Gene Ontology annotation, molecular function: oxalate transmembrane transporter activity; secondary active sulfate transmembrane transporter activity; bicarbonate transmembrane transporter activity. The record is from RefSeq and is a predicted model, not a curated record. Gene Ontology annotation, biological process: transmembrane transport. NCBI's taxonomy places the organism in Eukaryota, Metazoa, Chordata, Mammalia, Pholidota, Manidae.